This is a messenger RNA of Polypterus senegalus (gray bichir), 1514 nucleotides long. RefSeq names its product E3 ubiquitin-protein ligase NRDP1-like. Bases 584 to 1444 code for a protein of 286 amino acids. The record is from RefSeq and is a predicted model, not a curated record. NCBI's taxonomy places the organism in Eukaryota, Metazoa, Chordata, Cladistia, Polypteriformes, Polypteridae. Gene Ontology annotation, molecular function: zinc ion binding. The transcript has 7 exons.
GAUGCUCAUUGAUUUAGUGCACUUUUAAGAACUGGAACACUGAAUUCCUUUACAGUUCGAAAAAUGUAUUUUCUCGCACUCUUUAUGUUUAGGCUCACGACACGCCAUUGGAAAACUGACAAAACAUAAUGAGCCAAUAUUAAAAGAAAUAAAAAUAUGUUACAUAUUCCAAGAAAAUAUACCCAUUUCACAUUCAACUCCAACGAAUGACUAUAUUACUUCUCUGUUUAUUAAUUUACUGAGUCUGAGAGGCGCAACCUAAAUCAGCACGGGGCCGGCUAACAUAAACGUUUAACUACCGCCACACUAUCGUAAACUGACCCGUGUGUCGUACAGUGUAAAUAAUUUACAACAGUGUAUUACUUAGCAUAAGUCUCUCAGGGGCUGGGCGGCUGUUCUUUUUUCAGGAUGUCUUUGGACAGUCAAGGCUCAGAGAGUAUCUAGUUUGGAGACCAAAUGAUUGUAUUUCUUUUAUUUGUGGAUGGUGAUGUCUUCUUGUCCUCAUCAGACUCCAUCUUUUGGCAUGAAUUUGAGCAAUGUUCAGUAGAGUGUGAUGUAAUAUGGAUCAGAAUUGACAAGAAACAUGGGCUAUGAUAUAGAGCGCUUUGUUGGCUAUGUGAAUGAGGGACUUCUGUGCUGUAUUUGUCGAGAUGUGCUGGAAAACCCACUUCAGGCACCUUGUGAACAUGCCUUCUGCAGUACUUGCAUCCAUGGCUGGUUGGUGCAUCACCAUAACUGUCCUGAAGACAGACAAUCACUUGAUGUUUCAGUGUUGCGGCCUUUAUUCAGGUAUAUGAAGAAUGAUUUGAAUCGAUUGCAGAUCCGAUGCAGAAACAGAGAACAUGGCUGUGAUAUGGUGUGUUCACUUGAAUCUGUAGAUCGGCAUGAGCGGGAGUGUGAAUAUAGCCAGAUUCCUUGCAUCAAUGCCAGUUGCCCAAUUUUGGUAGAGCGACGUAACCUGGAAGCACAUCUAGCAGUUUGUGAGUACAGGAGUCGAGAGUGCCCAAAUGGCUGUGGUUACAUUAUUUUGAGUGCAGACGAUGCACAGCAUAACUGCAUAGCAGAACUGAGGACUGAGCUAGAACUGCUGCGGUCAGAGAUGAUUUGCAAAGUGGAAGAAGUAAAGCAUGAAAUGGAGUCCAGACUAGACUCUCAGAGACGUCACAUGGUACAGAAGGAGAGUCUGCUAAAAAAUGAAGUUGAAGAACUGAAGAGCCAGAUGUCUCGAGUUAUGUCUGAUAUCCGCACCUUACUGGCUGCAGAGAGACUGCAUCGACAGGAGCUGGAACAGGCAGAACUGGAAAAGAGAGAACUGAUGGAGUUGCUACAAAGCUUUCAAAGAGAUAUCCGUAUGGAAGGUGGUGGACGGAAAGCAGUGGGUUCCCGGACCCUAACUCGCCUAGACAGUAUGAAAAGAAAACCUAGGGAGGUUACUGUCAUCUAAAUUCAUGUAAAUUUUAUGUUAACUAGAAGCUCUGUUCUAUUGUAAACAUUAAAAAUGUGUUUGUUUUAUA